Messenger RNA from Carassius gibelio (silver crucian carp), 2618 nucleotides. RefSeq names its product thrombospondin-type laminin G domain and EAR repeats a (gene tspeara). NCBI's taxonomy places the organism in Eukaryota, Metazoa, Chordata, Actinopteri, Cypriniformes, Cyprinidae. Gene Ontology annotation, biological process: signal transduction. The transcript is spliced from 12 exons. The coding region runs from base 585 to 2618 and encodes 677 amino acids. The record is from RefSeq and is a predicted model, not a curated record.
AGCCCCUCCUCUCGUGUUGACAUGGUUUCAUUUGAAUGUCUCUCUAAAUACACCGCUUUUGCCCCUUGAGCUCUCAGUUGUAGUUGUGAUCUGUUAACGUGCUGAACCUGCAGGUGACAGGUGAAUUAACUGCUGCUUUGUGGACGCCUCUGCGCACCUGAGCUAAGGGGAAGAAGAGAGGAAAAGCGCAGGCUUGUGGAUGUUCAGGACUUCAGACUCGUUUGACCUGCUUGUUAAUGAUUAAGUGGAUGAGGAAGGACUUUCCUGAGAAGAAACUGAAUUUUCAUUUAGUUUGUAUUGUGUAUUGGAACAGUACCCAGUGCUUGCUAUUUGCAUGUCUUUUUUUUUUUUUUUUUAAAGAAAUCACUUUAAGUAGCUAAUGGCUCAUUGGUGUUGAACUGAUUAUUUUCUUAAAAUAAAACAAUGAUGGACAGACCCUCUUCUGGACAGGCCAAGGAGCAAAGGAAACAGAACAUAAAGGCAUCUUGACCAGCAGACAGCUUUAUGAAUUUCAUGUUUAGGACAUUUUUGUGGCCAAUCAAGAGUUUGUAAGGACUUUUUUUUAAUCGGCAAAUCAAUAACUAAUGGAAGGACAGCAUAAGUUGGUGCCAUCAUCAUGGCUACGUGCACUGCAGUUGAUACUACUGCUUCUGCCCCUGACAGAGAGUGUGACCGUAGUACCAUGGAAACCCUGUACAGAUCUCCAUCCAGUGGACCUGUUGUCUCGGGUGCUGCCCCGUAACGGAGAGGCUCUGUCUGGGGUCCGUAUCGUGCAGGAGGGAGGUGCUCGUGGGAUCCAGUUCUUCAGUCCUACGCAGGCACUCACCUUUCCAUCCUCUCAGCUCUUCAUUAACUGCCCUCUCUUCCCAGCAGAAUUCUCCAUAGUGGCCACUGUAAAAGUGUCUCACACCAGAAUGAAGAAGAAUGAGUACUUGUUCGCUGUGGUGAAGGAGGAUGUAGAUCAACUCCUACUUAGCAUACGUUUCUCUAAAGAGAAAGUGCAUCUCAUCUAUCAGGGCUCAAUGGGGAGGCAGCGUCUCAGCUUUAAAAGAAUCCGCCUGGCGGACAACCACUGGCACAGCAUGGUGUUAGCCAUCAGCGGUCACCAUGCCACCCUCACCCUGGACUGCGGCAUCCCACUGGAACUGGUCCAUAAACAGCCAUUUCCCUCUGAUCUCAGCACUGAUGGAUCUAGAUUCCACAUUGGAAGUCAAAGGAAGUGGAAAGGCCUCUUCUCUGGUUUACUGCGGCAGCUCGUCCUUUUGCCUGGAUCAGACGCGACACCACGUGUUUGUCCCUCUUUCGAACCCUCAUUGGUUGAGCUUUCUAUCCCUACAAUCCUGUCAAACCUGCCAGUGAAAUCCCAACAGAAUGACGUCCUGCUUCCUCCAUACGAGACGGAGGUCCGUGUGACUCUGGGUUCUAAACCAGCAUGUACUUCGGCAGAGCAGGGACAGCUCUGGUUUGACACUCUUAAAAGAGGCCUUUUCUUAUGUGAUGGUGCAUACUGGCACUCUAUGCUGCAAGAGAAAGACAGACUAGACUAUGUAGACGAUUACCAGAACCUCUACACCACCUCAGAGACGCUGGACAUUGAGCUCUUCCAGAUUCCCUCUGUUGGCCUGUUUGCUGCUAUGGCUCAUCGGUCCGACAAACCAGGCUCUGCCAUCUACCGCUGGAACCACGGCCAAUUCCAGCUCUACCAGAACAUCAGCACCUUCAAGGCCCAGGCAUGGAAACAGUUUACUAUAGAGAGGAAGAUGUUCUUGGCGGUGUCGAACUCUGUGGGCCCAGUGGACGGAGAGCGAGAGCUGUCUGUGAUCUAUAGGUGGAGUAAUAAGAGGCUGAAGUUUGUGCGUUAUCAGACCCUGGAGACGCACAGCGCCCGUGACUGGGAGGCCUUUCAUAUCAAUAAUGAAGCUUUUUUAGCUGUGGCUAAUCACCGAACAGAGAAUGGAAAUCACAACAUUGACAGCGUUAUUUAUAAGUGGAACCCUGGCACUAAGACAUUUGAGGUAAACCAAACCAUCUCGACAUCAGGAGCUUAUGACCUGGAGUUUUUUACCGUAGGGCCCUACCACUUCCUAGCCGUGGCCAAUGCAUUUGACGGUACCUCCACCCAAAUAGAUUCAUCCAUCUACAUCUGGCUUAAUGGAGCCUUUCAGCUCUUUCAGACCAUAAGGACAUUUGGGGCUACAGACUGGGAGAUGUUUCAGAUUGGAAACAGAGUCUUCCUAGCUCUUGCUAAUGGACACAUGCUGUGUGAGAGAGGACCAAGCCUCUAUACCAUCAACUCAACUAUAUAUGAGCUUGAUGUGACAACCAAGAUGUUCCUCAAGUUCCAAGAUAUUGUAACAUACAGUGCGGUGGACUGGGAAUUCUUUUCGGUUGGAGAUGAGCAUUUCUUAGUCGUAGCCAACUCUUAUGAUGGAGCUUCUUAUUCUUUGAACAGCGUUAUAUACAGAUGGCAGGGAUAUGAGGGCUUUGUUCCUGUCCAUCGGUUACCCACUAUUGGAUGCAGUGACUGGGAGUUCUUUACCUCAGAUGAGGGUUCAUACCUGAUGUACUCCAGUGCCAAAGCACCUCUCUCCAAAGUCUUCAAGCUCAGGAUCCACUGA